Messenger RNA from Drosophila innubila, 988 nucleotides. RefSeq lists its product as uncharacterized. The record is from RefSeq and is a predicted model, not a curated record. NCBI's taxonomy places the organism in Eukaryota, Metazoa, Arthropoda, Insecta, Diptera, Drosophilidae. The coding region runs from base 93 to 851 and encodes 252 amino acids. The transcript is spliced from 2 exons.
GACUGCGCCUAUAAAAGCAGCUAUCCAUCCAAAUCCCAGCAUUAGUUUCAGCUGCCAGCUUCAGCCGUGCGUUCAACCAACAACAAGAAGACAUGCGUGGAUUUAUUUUGAUUUGCCUCUGGGCAGCCGUCUGCAGUGCCGAUAAGCUGGGCUACAACUAUCAGCCAGUAGCCCAUGCGGAUGAGGGCCUGUCCUUUGUGCCCGGCAAUGGAUUUCUGCCAGUUGAGGUUGCACCUGUCGCACAGCAACAGCAACAACAACAGCAUGGCGAGGCUCAGCUCUCGCUGCCGAUUGAAGCUCCAGCUCAGAGUGCCAUCAUACCACAGGCGGCGCCACUCAUCGAGGAGUUCCAGAAAGAGUUCUACACGUAUGCCGCGCCUGAGGAGCAGUUCGAUGAGGGUGUCAACAAUCAGCAAAUUGCCGAUUCGUUAAAGAAGAACCUGCGCAUUGUGUUCAUUCGCACACCCGAGAAUCGCGGCUUCGAACGUGCCGCCCUGCAGCUGGCCAAGCAGUCGGCCCAGCAGGAGACGGCCAUUUAUGUGCUGAGCAAGCAAGCGGAUGUGGCCAACCUGGCCAAACAGUUGAACGCGCUCAAGUCGAGCUCAACCAAUAAGCCCGAGGUUCACUUUGUUAAAUAUCGCACACCCCAAGAUGCGGCCAACGCCCAGCUCGCCAUUCAGAAUCAAUAUAAUCAGCUGCCCGGCGUCUCUCGCAUCUCUAACGAGGGCAGCGCUCCAGUAUUGAACUUUGCAUCCCAGACGCCAGCUGCUCCCGCCAGCGUGACCCAUUCGUCCUUGACACCUGGACAGGAUUAUCUGCCGCCUGCGUUGCGUCGCUUUCGCGUCAAGUAAGCGCUGAUUGCGCCUGUACGACGGUAACCAUUCCUAUUUGAUCAACUACUCUCACAUCUGUCCUCUCACCAUAUCAUUGAGUUAACUAGUUUGUAAAUAGUAUAUCUAUGCAGGAAUAAAAUUUGUUAGCUGACAAA